UUUAGCCAGUCACCGGAUCGACAACGCACACAACGCAAGUAACUGUCGUUUAUUCCUUCAUUUCAUUUCCGCGCGCCGUCUAGGGUUUUCCAAGUGCCGUUAUUGGUGGCUGGCCAAAACCUUCCUGGGCUUCCUUAUCUCACACACUACUCAGAAUCUUCAUCCUGAUCGAAUCUAUUACAGUAGAGCUUCACUGAUCACUUACAAUGGAAUCUGAGAGGAAAGUUGAGGUGGAAGACCCUGAGAAGAAGAAGAAGAAAGAAGAGAAGGCAAGAGAAAAGGAAUUGAAGAAAAUGAAAGCUCUUGAGAAAGCUGCUAAGCGUCAGGAACAGGAACAAAAAUCAUCUAGUAAUACCUCUAAAAAAAGUGAACGGAAGAAUGUAAGGCGCGCAGGCGAUGAGAACCCUGAAGAUUUCAUAGACCCUGAGACUCCUUCAGGUCAGAAGAAACACAUGUCUCGUCAAAUGGCAAAACAGUAUAGUCCCCGUUCGGUGGAGAAAUCGUGGUAUGAAUGGUGGGAGAAAUCAGGGUUCUUUGUGGCAGAUGCCAACAGCUCCAAAUCACCUUUUGUCAUUGUACUGCCUCCACCAAAUGUGACAGGUGCUCUCCACAUUGGUCAUGCCCUCACAGCUGCAAUAGAGGACACAAUUAUUCGUUGGCGUAGAAUGUCUGGAUACAAUGCACUGUGGGUGCCUGGGAUGGAUCAUGCUGGGAUUGCAACACAGGUAGUUGUGGAGAAGAAGAUAAUGCGUGAAAGGCGUUUAACUAGGCAUGAUCUAGGUCGCGAGAGAUUUAUAUCGGAGGUCUGGGACUGGAAAAACAAGUAUGGGGGUACAAUAUUACAGCAAUUACGUCGUUUAGGAGCCUCUUUGGAUUGGUCUCGUGAGAGCUUCACGAUGGAUGAAAGAAGAUCAAAGGCUGUGACUGAGGCUUUUGUGAGACUAUAUAAGCAGGGCCUUGUCUAUAGGGACCUUCGUUUAGUGAAUUGGGACUGUGUCCUACUAACAGCAAUAUCUGAUAUUGAGGUGGACUAUAUUGAUAUUAAAGAAAGGACGCUGCUAAAGGUUCCUGGAUAUGAUAAACCAGUGGAGUUUGGAGUUUUAACAAAAUUUGCAUAUCCUUUGGAAGGGAACCUCGGUGAAAUUAUUGUGGCCACAACUCGAAUAGAGACCAUGCUUGGCGACACUGCUAUUGCUAUUCAUCCUGAUGAUGAACGAUACAAGCAGUUUCAAGGGAAAUUUGCAAUCCAUCCAUUUAAUGGUCGAAAGCUUCCUAUAAUUUGUGAUGCUAUUCUUGUUGAUCCAACUUUUGGAACUGGGGCUGUUAAGAUUACCCCUGCUCAUGAUCCAAACGAUUUUGAGGUUGGAAAACGGCACAAUCUUGAGUUCAUUAAUAUUUUCACUGACGAUGGGAAAAUAAAUACCAAUGGAGGCUCUGAAUUUGUGGGUAUGCCACGAUUUAAAGCUCGAGAGGCUGUAUCAGAAGCAUUACAGAAGAAGGGCCUUUACAGAGGUUCUGAAAACAAUGAGAUGCGCCUUGGUGUAUGUUCAAGAAGCAAUGAUGUUGUGGAACCCCUGAUAAAACCUCAGUGGUAUGUCAGGUGCCAUGAUUUGGCAAAAGAAGCUCUCCGUGCUGUCAUGGAUGAGGAAAACAAAGAGAUAGAAAUUAUUCCAAAACAAUAUUCAGCUGAUUGGAAGAGGUGGCUUGAAAAUAUGCGUGACUGGUGCAUUUCUCGACAGCUAUGGUGGGGUCACCAAAUACCUGCAUGGUAUGUCACAUUAGAGGAUGACAUCCUGAAGGAAUUUGGUGCUUACAUUGAUCACUGGGUAGUGGCAAAAAGUGAAGAGGAGGCCCAGAAGGAGGCUAGCCGGAAGUAUAAUGGAAAGAUGUUUCAUUUGAGUCAGGAUCCAGAUGUUCUUGAUACAUGGUUCUCCUCUGGUUUGUUUCCACUAUCUGUUCUGGGCUGGCCUGAGGAUACAGAAGACCUAAAGGCAUUUUAUCCAACUUCUGUUCUGGAAACUGGUCAUGAUAUUCUCUUUUUCUGGGUUGCACGCAUGGUGAUGUUAGGAAUGAAGUUGGGUGGUGAUGUGCCUUUUAGAAAGGUUUAUUUGCAUCCCAUGAUUCGAGAUGCACAUGGUCGCAAGAUGUCUAAGUCCUUGGGAAAUGUUAUUGAUCCCAUUGAAGUGAUCAAUGGCAUAUCUCUGGAUGGUCUACAUAAGAGGUUAGAAGAAGGGAACUUGGACCCAAAAGAAUUAGCUAUUGCCAAAGAAGGUCAGACGAAGGACUUUCCAAACGGAAUUGACGAGUGUGGUGCUGAUGCUCUCCGUUUUGCGCUUGUCUCAUACACGGCUCAGUCUGACAAAAUUAACCUAGAUAUCCAAAGGGUUGUUGGGUACCGGCAGUGGUGUAAUAAAUUGUGGAAUGCAGUACGAUUUGCUAUGAGCAAGCUUGGAGAUGAUUAUACUCCACCCACAAAUUUGACUCCCAAUGUUCUUCCAUUUAGUUGUCAGUGGAUACUCUCUGUGUUGAAUAAAACAAUAUCAAAGGCAGUGAAGUCUCUAGAAUCAUAUGAGUUCUCCCAUGCAUCCACUGCUGUGUAUUCUUGGUGGCAAUAUCAAUUGUGUGAUGUCUUUAUUGAAGUGAUUAAACCUUAUUUCACCGGUAACGACCCCAAGUUUACUUCUGAAAGACGUUCUGCACAAGAUACUUUGUGGUUUUGUCUUGAGAUUGGCCUGCGGUUGCUUCAUCCCUUUAUGCCCUUUGUCACGGAAGAAUUGUGGCAGCGCCUUCCUUCACCAAGGGAAUGUAAGAAAGCAGAAUCAAUCAUGAUAUGCAAUUAUCCAACAGCUGUGGAGUGCUGGAUCAAUGAAGUGUUGGAGAAUGCUAUGGAUCUUGUGGAGUCUGUAGUCAAGUCUCUCAGGUCUUUGGCAAAUGAAAGACGGGACAGGCGGCCUGCUUUUGUGCUCUGCCGAACACAGGCAGUUGUAGAGAUUAUUAGCAGCCAUCAAUUGGAGAUUGUAACUCUAGCAAAUCUAUCAUCUUUGAUAGUGAUCAAUGAAAACGAUGCUAUUCCUUCUGGGUAUGCUGUAUCAGUUGUGAAUGAGAACCUCUCUGUUUAUAUGGAGCUGCAAGGAACUAUUUCUGCUGAAGCAGAGCUAGGAAAGAUCAAGAAGAAGAUAGAUGAGUUCAGGAAGCAAAAGGAGAGGUUGGAGAAGACUAUAAAUGCUUCAGGUUACAGAGAGAAGGUUCCACCCCAUAUUCAACAAGACAAUGAUUCGAAGCUUGCUUCCCUUCUGCAGGAGCUCCUAUCCCUUGAGGAAGCUGCCGGCCAUAUUGAAUCACAAGAACGAAAGUAACUUGUUACAUUUUCUUGAUUCUGGAAAAAUCAUGCACAAAGGCUUCCCAGUCAGUGCCAGCAUCACUUAUAGUUUGUAUUUUUAUAGGCCUUAUUGUUUACCAUCUAUUUAUCUCUGAAUUAUUUCAAAUUUUGAUAUUCUUUUGGUUGUUUUGAGAUGAAAAUAUUCACACCUCAUUUGUCAGAAUGACGUGCUUGGCUCUCUUAGUCUUGCUCCUCAAGUCAAAAUGGAAUGUAGAAAUAUUUAUAAUUACCAUCUUAAAAUGGAUACGAAGGCUAUGAAAUUAAA
Molecule: messenger RNA, 3644 nt
Organism: Prosopis cineraria
Lineage: Eukaryota; Viridiplantae; Streptophyta; Magnoliopsida; Fabales; Fabaceae
Product: valine--tRNA ligase, mitochondrial 1
Exons: 20
Coding region: 207-3356 (1049 amino acids)
Biological process (GO): valyl-tRNA aminoacylation
Cellular component (GO): cytosol
Molecular function (GO): aminoacyl-tRNA deacylase activity; ATP binding; valine-tRNA ligase activity
Source: RefSeq, a predicted model, not a curated record